Lathyrus sativus (Indian pea) is the source of this 1401-nucleotide messenger RNA. The record is from the annotation of a GenBank genome assembly. NCBI's taxonomy places the organism in Eukaryota, Viridiplantae, Streptophyta, Magnoliopsida, Fabales, Fabaceae.
AUGGAAGUUUUGAUACCAAAACUUCCAUCUUUCAAAUUUCCAAGUUCAAUCACUACUAGGACCUCAUCGUGUGUUAGCGUUGGGUUCCGACGUUUAUCUUCUCUCCCUGUUCGUGCAUCAACCGUUAAUCAAACAGUAGCUGAACCGGCUACUGGCUCUCCCUCUUUGGGUCACUCUACAAGACCUCAUUUCCCUAUUCUUCAUCAGGAAGUAAAUGGCUCAAAACUUGUUUACAUAGACAAUGCAGCAACUUCUCAGAAGCCUACAGCUGUUAUAAAGGCAUUGCAAAACUAUUAUGAAGGUUACAAUUCGAACGUGCAUCGGGGCAUACAUUUCUUGAGUGCCAAGGCCACAGACGAGUACGAAUCUGCUAGAAAGAAGGUUGCAGCUUUUAUUAAUGUCUCCGAUUCUCGAGAAAUUGUGUUCACAAGGAAUGCUACGGAAGCUAUCAAUCUAGUAGCUUAUUCUUGGGGCUUGUCAAAUUUAAAACCAGGAGAUGAGAUCAUACUUACAGUUGCCGAACAUCACAGUGCAAUUGUUCCAUGGCAAUUGGUUGCUCAAAAAGUUGGGGCUGUUUUAAAAUUUGUGAAUUUAAACGAAGAUGAAGUUCCAGAUAUAGACAAAUUGAAGGAAAUGCUUUCAAGGAAGACCAAAAUAGUUGUUGUUCAUCAUGUGUCAAAUGUGCUUGCUUCGGUUCUUCCUAUUAGAGAUAUUGCACAUUGGGCACACGAUGUUGGAGCUAAAAUUCUUGUAGAUGCCUGCCAGAGUGUUCCACACAUGACUGUUGAUGUUCAGAACCUUGAUGUUGAUUUUCUUGUAGCUUCAUCUCAUAAGAUGUGCGGGCCUACAGGCAUUGGAUUCUUAUAUGGUAAAAUAGACCUCUUGUCUUCCAUGCCUCCAUUUUUAGGUGGUGGUGAAAUGAUUGCAGAUGUAUAUUUUGAUCAUUCAACUUAUGCCGAACCUCCAUCAAGAUUCGAGGCUGGAACACCAGCUAUUGGUGAAGCAAUUGGAUUAGGAGCAGCAAUUGAUUACUUAUCUGGGAUUGGAAUGCAAGCCAUACACGAUUAUGAGGUGGAACUGGGUAACUACCUGUAUGAAAGGCUUCUUUCAGUCCCAAAUAUUCGCAUCUAUGGGCCAGCCCCUUCAAAAGAAGUCAAAAGAGCUUCUCUUUGUUCUUUCAAUAUUGAGAAUUUGCACCCUACUGAUCUUGCAACAUUUCUAGACCAACAGCAUGGAGUGGCUAUCAGAUCAGGUCACCAUUGUGCCCAACCCCUCCAUAGAUAUUUAGGAGUCAGCGCAAGUGCACGUGCUAGUCUCUAUUUCUACAACACUAAGGAGGAUGUUGACAACUUUAUCCACGCCCUCCACGACACAGUCAGCUUCUUCAAUUCAUUCAAGUAG